Protomyces lactucae-debilis is the source of this 378-nucleotide messenger RNA. Its product is annotated as endoplasmic reticulum-based factor for assembly of V-ATPase-domain-containing protein. The record is from RefSeq and is a predicted model, not a curated record. The coding region runs from base 1 to 378 and encodes 125 amino acids. Gene Ontology annotation, cellular component: endomembrane system. The transcript has a single exon. Gene Ontology annotation, biological process: vacuolar proton-transporting V-type ATPase complex assembly. NCBI's taxonomy places the organism in Eukaryota, Fungi, Ascomycota, Taphrinomycetes, Taphrinales, Protomycetaceae.
AUGGAGACACUUGCUCAACAACUCCACGAGCGAGACUACCAAGCCCUGCUUCAAGACGGAAGCCUGCAUCGUCCAUUACUUUCAGGCGGCAAUCUUGCAGAAUCAGCAGAGGAUUUGCGCAACUUGCGAAAUCAGCUGUCAACCAUUGUCAAUGUUGGACUCUCCAUCAUGACGGCUGCCAUGGCGGCGUGGUUUUGGCUCUCCUCGUGGUCAUUGCCAACACGGGUCCUUGCUUGCUUGGGCAGUGCUCUGGGAUUAGGCUGUAUUGAAGUCUUCCUCUACCUGCGUUAUGUCACCAAAGUUGAUCAAGCAAAAGCAUAUGACAAGCGUCUACCAAGCAAUUCAAAAGUCAAGGUCAAGCAAAAGAAGGAACAAUAG